Oryzias latipes (Japanese medaka) is the source of this 2271-nucleotide messenger RNA. RefSeq names its product TBC1 domain family member 15. The record is from RefSeq and is a predicted model, not a curated record. Lineage: Eukaryota; Metazoa; Chordata; Actinopteri; Beloniformes; Adrianichthyidae. Gene Ontology annotation, biological process: activation of GTPase activity. Gene Ontology annotation, molecular function: GTPase activator activity.
ACAACCCUCUUUCCCAACUACUUCGUGGCUGGGAAAGAGAUGAGCUCAAAUGUUAAAUGAGCUCAUCUCUAACACGCAUGUCUGUUGAUUUUGUUAGUGUGGCGUUCUGGCUAUGAUAAAAACUAAUUUUUGAGUGUGUUUUUGCUUCUUGUUUAUUUAAAAACGAUUUUAAAAUAUUUCUAACUUUUCUAGUUUCUGGGUAUACUUUUGAGGAGACUUGUAUUAUAAUGGUGUUAUACUGUUUGCAGACACUAGAGGGAGAUAGUGAGACAUUUUUGCUCAUCCGUGCUGAACUUUGGAACUAAAAUCCGGGUUUUAACAAAUGUGGGUCAAGCUGGAUAGUUCCAAACGUUGCAGUCAUAUGACUUCAGCCUGGUUGAAUGUGAGUCCCAAAAAGAAAGAAAGAAAGAAAACUAUAGAAGAAGAAGAAGUGCUGCAGGCGCUAUAUCAAAAGUUUUAAAGCGCAUGACUGCGUUGAACACGCUAGUUUGUGGUGUUUUUUUGCGCACGGGGAGAUCAUGGGAGGUCUUUGGAAGAGGCUUCUCUGUUUUGGAUGGAUUAAAAGGUGAUUUCCCUUUUUCCUCACCUGUUUGCGGGGCGAUCGCAUGGAAGACCUGGAUGGCGGAACUGUGCGACAGACUGCGGGGCAGAGAGAGACGCGGCGCGUCCCCCCGCAGGAGGAACCCAACGCUCCCAUUCGGAGGAGAGUGGCGGCGGUCAGCUGUCCGGCUCUGUCCGCCGCUCGCCUCGCCAUACCCGGAGUCAUGGACGCGGAAGGGAGGGUGGACGAGUCCAGACUGAGGAUGCACAUCUGCAAAAACGGUGGAACUUCUCCAUCAGAUCGUGGCCUGGUGUGGCGUUUCCUGUUCGGAAUGUACCCGUGCAGUUCCACGGCUUUGGAGCGCUCUCUGCUGCAGGAGCAGCUGUUUGUGCGUUAUCGGGUCAUGAAGAAGAAGUGGCAGACGUUUCUGCCCUCGGCAAAGAAAAUUAGCCUAAAUGGCACAGACGUUGAGUUGAUCAAAGCUGUCAGGUACUUUGAAGAGAGGGAGGCUGAGGCACAGCAGGAGAACCAAUUCCAGUCUGAGGAGGUCCAGGUGAGACUCGCUUUUUUGGAGCUUCAAGCACAGUUUUUGUUUGGAGGCGUCUCUUUUCACCGCGAGGAGCUGCAGGAAGCCAUUAGGAUCAUCGACAAAGAUGUUCCCAGAACCAACAGAGAUCUAAGCUAUUACCAGAAUGAAGGCUUAGGAAACCUGCUGGUACUGAGAGAUAUUCUCAUCACUUAUGCAGCGUUUCAUCCAGAGGUGAGUUAUGCCCAGGGGAUGAACGACCUGUGCAGUCGUUUCCUUGAAGUUCUGGACUGUGAGAUUGACACCUUCUGGAGUUUUUCCUGCUACAUGGAGAAGUUUUCCAAAGAUUUCCAGGCUGACGGUCUGCACAGGAAAAUUGUGCUUGAGGCAGCCCUGCUAAAGGAAUUGGACCCUCCACUGUAUGCUCAUUUGGCCAAAGACAACAUGGAGAGCUUGACCUUCUGCCACAGGUGGCUCCUGCUCGGUUUCCAAAGAGAGUUUGAGCACAGUGAAGCUCUGCGCUUGUUUGAGAUCCUGAGUUGUGACCACCUGGAGCUCAUCUCACAGCAGGUGGACCGGGCGCGUCAUCAUGAGAGGCUAGCACAAGAAAACAUAGAAGAAGAUAGUCCAGAGUCGGAGCUCCACACUAUCAACACAGACUUUACCUUUGAGCUCUUCGUCUGUGCAGCCAUUCUGCUGGAUAACAGGGACUCUCUCCUGCAGUGCAGAGAUGACGUCCAGCUCAUCCAGUUUACCAGCAGUUUACACAGAAAACUGGACCUGAACAGCAUGCUGCAGAAGGCAGAACGCCACUUCUAUAACUACUGCAAGAGUUGUUCCUGGGAUUAUAUGAACGGACGCUGCAGAGUGAACACAAACACACAGGAAGACUUCAUCGAUCACCUCCGUAGCUUUUUCGCUCUAAAGCGUUAGCUUAAAGGGGUCAAUACACUGUAAUUUAGAAGAAAAAGUACAAUCACAAUGUGUAGUUUUGAUGUUUAAUUUGCUUUUUUAUUUCUGAGGGAAACAUUUAUAAUUACUAUUGGCUGCUCUUGUUAAUGUAUUAUAUUAUUAAUGCCCCAUUAUGUAAUAUUUAGGAUCCUCAUGAGGGCAGUGAUGCCUUUUUGUCAUUUGUUAUCACUGUAUAGUAUUUAUUAUAUAAAGGAAGAGAAAAAGAAAAUAAAAAACUUGUCAAUUGCCUUUU